GGUCGCUGGUGCAAGUAUUUUGCAAACAUGGCUGCGUCCACUGUAGAGAAAGUUCAAGAAGUGCGAGAAGUCACUCGUAUUGAGAGAAUUGGAGCUCACUCCCACAUCCGAGGUCUUGGAUUGGAUGAUGGCCUGGAGGCUCGUGUUGUGUCGCAGGGAAUGGUUGGUCAGUUGGAUGCCAGGAGAGCUGCCGGGGUUAUCCUCGAGAUGAUAAAGGAGGGCAAGAUUGCUGGCAGAGCUAUUCUAAUUGCUGGACAACCAGGCACUGGAAAAACCGCAAUAGCAAUGGGUAUGGCCCAGGCACUGGGUACUGACACUCCGUUCACCAGCAUGGCAGGUAGUGAAAUCUUUUCACUGGAGAUGAGCAAAACCGAGGCACUGACACAGGCUUUCAGGAAAUCCAUUGGUGUUCGAAUCAAAGAAGAAUCUGAAAUCAUUGAGGGAGAAGUAGUUGAGAUACAAAUAGACCGCCCAGCCACAGGAACGGGAGCAAAGAUUGGGAAACUGACAUUGAAGACAACAGACAUGGAGACGAUAUAUGACCUUGGGCAGAAAAUGAUAGAAUCACUAACAAAAGAGAAAGUACAGGCAGGUGACAUCAUCACAAUAGACAAAGCAACGGGGAAGAUAACUAAGCUAGGAAGAUCAUUCACGAGAGCCAGAGAUUAUGAUGCUAUGGGUGCACAGACCAAGUUUGUCCAGUGUCCUGAAGGUGAAUUACAGAAGAGGAAAGAAGUGGUGCACACCGUCACAUUACACGAGAUAGACGUCAUCAAUAGCAGAACUCAGGGAUUCCUUGCUCUUUUUGCAGGUGACACUGGUGAAAUUAAGUCUGAAGUACGAGAGCAGAUCAAUGCUAAAGUAGCGGAAUGGAGAGAGGAGGGCAAAGCUGAAAUUGUUCCUGGGGUAUUGUUUGUUGACGAGGUCCACAUGUUAGAUAUCGAAUGCUUCUCCUUUCUGAACAGAGCCCUUGAGAGUGAUAUGGCUCCCGUUCUUAUAAUGGCCACCAACAGAGGAAUUACAAAAAUUCGCGGUACGCAAUACAACAGUCCUCACGGUGUUCCCAUCGAUCUCCUCGACAGAGUACUCAUCAUUUCAACUAUACCGUACCAAGAGAAGGAAAUUAAACAGAUCCUCAAGAUCAUAGCUAAUUUCACUGACUCAAGUACAUCAGUCAAAACAAAAAUAAAUCAUUUAAUGUUUUUUUUUUUUAUUGUAUUACUCAAUGGGGUUUUUUCGUUUUGUUAUCAGGGUACUGAAGUAGACGUGGAUGACAUCAAACGGGUUUAUUCUCUGUUCCUGGACGAAUCUCGAUCGGCACAGUUUCUCAAAGAGUAUCAACAAGAGUUCAUGUUCAAUGAAGUUGAAUCAGAAAUUAUGGAAACGAGCUGACAGAAAUGACAAGACGAGGAAGUUGUGUGACCAAAAACAAACUGCCAUUUAUUGAACAGGUGUACUGUGAAACCAUUUGGUGUUGAACCAAUCAGUUCAUAUUCCAUACAGAUGUUUUAUAUAAAAAUAUUUUCUCAC
Gigantopelta aegis is the source of this 1530-nucleotide messenger RNA. Its product is annotated as ruvB-like 2. NCBI's taxonomy places the organism in Eukaryota, Metazoa, Mollusca, Gastropoda, Neomphalida, Peltospiridae. The record is from RefSeq and is a predicted model, not a curated record. Gene Ontology annotation, molecular function: ATP binding; ATP hydrolysis activity; DNA helicase activity. Gene Ontology annotation, biological process: box C/D snoRNP assembly; chromatin remodeling; regulation of transcription by RNA polymerase II. Gene Ontology annotation, cellular component: NuA4 histone acetyltransferase complex; R2TP complex; Ino80 complex.